This is a messenger RNA of Exaiptasia diaphana, 1535 nucleotides long. RefSeq names its product dynein regulatory complex subunit 5. Lineage: Eukaryota; Metazoa; Cnidaria; Anthozoa; Actiniaria; Aiptasiidae. Gene Ontology annotation, molecular function: protein binding. The record is from RefSeq and is a predicted model, not a curated record. The coding region runs from base 68 to 1414 and encodes 448 amino acids. The transcript has 14 exons.
CCAUAGUUACGAAGGUUGCAUGAAUUUGGCUGACAAAAAGUUAUAAACUMAAAAAUAUUUCUUCAAAAUGAGCGCCCACGAYAGAAAGAUACAAUCUCCGAUAAUUUCGACAAAGGACAACCCUGCUGUUGAUCCAAGACAAAUGAGAAGGAUAAUAGCCGAAGACCCAGAUUGGAGCUUAGCAACGGUUCCCCUCCUCACAGAGCUAUGCAUCAAACACAUUGUACAUAAUUUUGAAGAUAAUCCAAUCCUUGAUGAGUUACUUUUAAAGCACAAAAAUAAAGUUUUGGAAGCAUUAUCAACUGGAAUAUCAAUGAAAGUAACAUCUAAUCUAGUGUCUGAUGAAAACUACUGGAAAAGAUGUUGUAAAUCAAGAUGGGAAGUUUGUGACAUUGCAAAACAUGGAAAUAGCUGGAAAAGAAUGUAUUUUGAAAGAAAUCUAGAAGGAAUAAUUGAAAGUUUUGUUCCUGAAAGUACAGAUCCAAUGCCGCUGUAUGAAACUCUAAAGCUAUCAUCAGCUUAUGUCAAGUCACUUACAAUAAAACAGCUCCUCCCUCCUGUUAAAGAAGCACCAGUGAAAGAUGAUGAUGCUUCAGAUGCAGGGAGUGAUGCUGGACAAGAUGGACCCAACAUUGAUCACUUUGAUUUUGGUGUUGUGAUUCCUAAGCUGUUAUAUCUGGAGGAGCUUCAUUUAACAUAUGGUGUACGGGACUGUGGGAUGAAUUUUGAGUGGAACCUCUUUAUGUUUACUGCCAGGGAUUGUCUUUUACUUGCAAAGGCUGUCAAAGCAUGCACAACUCUAAAGGUCUUUCAYCUUCAUCAAAGUAAGGUGGAUGAUGAAAAAGUGAGGGUUCUUAUAAGUCAUCUCUUGGAGCAUCCAUCAUUGCUCACAUUAGAUUUGUCUCACAAUAAAAUAGGGGACAGUGGUGCCAGAGCUGUUGGUAAGUUAUUGAAUGGAAGAUGUAAGCUUACUACCCUUAAUCUUUGUGACAACAAAAUACGUGCCAAUGGAGCUGCAGCUAUUGGACAUGCUCUGGGAAAGAACCAAAUCCUCAAGUCUAUUAACUUGCGAAUGAACAGACUUGGUGAUGAUGGGGGUCAAAGUAUUUGUCGUGCGUUAUUGAAAAACAAUACCCUUACAGAUGUCCAUAUUGGGAGUAAUGACCUUGGUGAACCAACUGCAGCAAUACUAGCACAGGUACUAGUGAGCAAUAAAACAUUGGUGGAUCUGAAUCUUUCUUGCAAUAAAAUUGGACCUGAUGGAGGGAAGUCUUUACAGGAAGGUAUGGAAGAAAACACUACAAUACGAACCAUGGACUUAAGGCUGACAGAAGUUGGACAAGAAAGUGAAUACUGUAUAAACCAGUUAUUGAAGCRAAAUAGAGAAACACAGUAUAAACAAAACUCUGUUUAACAAGUGACAUAGGAAUAUUGUAAUGCAAAAUAUUGUAAGAAAUAUAAUUGUACAUAGACUUUUCAUCUAAUGUAUUAUACAUAUAGGAUUCGGCUGCACUAAUAAAUAAUUAUUUUUAAGU